Molecule: messenger RNA, 1164 nt
Organism: Mauremys reevesii (Reeves's turtle)
Lineage: Eukaryota; Metazoa; Chordata; Testudines; Geoemydidae
Product: sialic acid-binding Ig-like lectin 13
Exons: 6
Coding region: 1-1164 (387 amino acids)
Source: RefSeq, a predicted model, not a curated record
AUGCUGAGGGUCCUGAUCCUCGCCCUGCUCUGGAGGGGGUCCCUGUCCCUGGAGUCUGGCUAUUCCCUCACGGUGCCGCAGUCGGUGUCGGUGCAGAAGGGUCUCUGUGUUCUCGUCCCCUGCAACUUCACGUACCCAGCCCGGUACGACACCGACAAUCCCUCGGCCCAGUUCUACGGAUACUGGUACAAGGAUAAGGCUGAUUUGUGGAAUGAUCGACCUGUGGCCAGCAGUGACCCCAGGUCGCUGAAGACCCAGGGCCGGUUCCGGCUGACGGGGGAUCCAGCGCACAGUGACUGCUCCCUGCAAAUCAGUGAUGCCCGACGGACGGAUGCAAGGAGAUAUUUCGUUAGAGUCGAGAAAGGAAACUUUAAAUACAGUUACCGCUCCUAUAACGAUCGCACUCACCCUUUGCUCACGAUCUCGGUGCCAGAGCUGACGGAGGAGCCAGAGAUCCAGAUCUCGCCGGCUCAGGGGCUGCCAGGGAUGCUGGUGGCCAGGGAGCCGGUGACUGUGACCUGCACGGCCCCUGGGCGCUGCUCCGGGCCCCCUCCCCGAGUCACCUGGAUGGGGCCGUUCAGCGACACAGCCCGGGACGUCUCAGCCCAGCUGGCGAACGGCACCUGGGCCCACAGCUCCGUGCUCAGCUUCACGCCCGGCCUGGGGGACAACGGAAAAGAGCUCGUCUGCAGCGUCACCUACAGGCCACCACAGGGACCUUCCACCAGCAGAACCUUCCGGCUCCACGUCGGCUACCCGCCAACGCCCCCCAACAUCACCAGGACCCUGACCAGGAAUGGACGUCCCGUGCCAGAUGUGUGGGGAGCUGAGGGCGACGUCGUGUCUCUGGAGACACAGGAGGGUGACUCCCUGAGUCUGAGCUAUCCCGGCACCCUGGUGGCGAACGGGUCACAGCUCGCAGCCUGGGAGGGCGACUCCCUGCGGUUCCUCUGCUCCGUCGCCAGCAGCCCCCCUGCUGCUCUGGGUUGGGUGAGGGGGGGCCGAGCCAUCGAGGGUUCCCGCCCCAUGGGGGAGAAUCAGCUGCAGCUGGAGCUGCUCAACAUGACGGCCGAGGCCGGGGGGCUGUACGGGUGCUGGGCCCAGAACAAGGAGAGCUCUGCCCAGGGGACGUUCCAGCUGCUCGUCGAGUGUGAGUGGGGUUAA